This is a messenger RNA of Erpetoichthys calabaricus (reedfish), 5548 nucleotides long. RefSeq names its product stromal antigen 1a (gene stag1a). Gene Ontology annotation, cellular component: nucleus; chromatin; cohesin complex. The record is from RefSeq and is a predicted model, not a curated record. Bases 418 to 4203 code for a protein of 1261 amino acids. Gene Ontology annotation, biological process: sister chromatid cohesion. NCBI's taxonomy places the organism in Eukaryota, Metazoa, Chordata, Cladistia, Polypteriformes, Polypteridae. The transcript has 35 exons. Gene Ontology annotation, molecular function: chromatin binding.
UGCCGCUGCGCCAUUCAAUUGUGGAAAAUGCCACCAGAUGGCGGCUUAGGAUUGCUGCUCUGUUGAAAGGCGCGGUUCCGCUCUCGGUCCAAUUUCCAAUUAAAAAUCGUCCCCUUUUUGUGGCUUUUUACUAUAUUUUAACAUCUUGGAGUGUUAAACGGUACCGGAAUGGACACGAAAGUAGGAAGACGUUGGAUAUCAAGAUGAGGAGGAGAGUGAGGACAGAGCCAAGGAUCAGAUGGUGGAAGUUGAAAAAGGAAGACUGUAAGGUUGAAUUCAGGGAGGAGAUUACAUCGGGUCAUGUCUGCCUUGAAGAGUUCAAGAGAAACUAUUUCAAAAAGCUCCAAUAACGAAUUUCCAAAGCACUUGUGAAUUACUUUAGCUACUGUGUGAAUUUGAAAAGCUGUUUUUUUAACAAUGAUAACGUCAGAAUUACCUGUGUUGCAGGACUCAACAAAUGAGUCUGGCCAGGUGGAAACUGUAAGUUUGAGUGUCACCAUGAGUGAAAUGGAGGAUACUGGUGAAGUUAAAGGCAAGAGAAAAAGAGGACGACCCGGUAGACCACCGUCUGCCAACAAGAAGCCUCGAAAAUCCCCUGCAGAAAAGAGCCAGUUUUCAGGACCUAGGGGGAGUAGGAAAGCUAAUGGUGUUCCCCAGCAAAAUGGAGAAGGAGAGCCCAUCACACUGUUUGAAGUUGUGAAGAUGGGCAAAAGUGCCAUGCAGAGUGUUGUUGACGAUUGGAUUGAGUCCUACAAGCAAGAUAGAGAUAUAGCACUUCUUGAUCUGAUCAACUUCUUUAUUCAGUGUUCUGGGUGUAAAGGAACUGUACGAAUUGAGAUGUUCAGGAACAUGCAAAAUGCAGAAAUCAUCAGAAAAAUGACAGAAGAAUUUGAUGAGGACAGUGGUGAUUAUCCACUCACCAUGCCAGGUCCUCAGUGGAAGAAAUUUCGUUCCAACUUCUGUGAAUUUAUUGGAGUUUUAAUUCGGCAGUGUCAAUACAGCAUAAUUUAUGAUGAAUACAUGAUGGACACUGUUAUAUCUUUACUGACUGGACUUUCAGAUUCCCAAGUUCGAGCUUUCAGACAUACCAGUACACUUGCAGCUAUGAAGCUUAUGACAGCACUUGUCAAUGUUGCCUUGAACUUGAGCAUCCACCAAGACAACACACAGAGGCAGUAUGAGGCAGAGAGAAACAAAAUAGCUGGAAAGCGGGCAAAUGAGAAAUUAGAGCUUCUUUUGGAGAAAAGAAAAGAGCUUCAGGAAAAUCAGGAUGAAAUUGAAAACAUGAUGAACUCAAUCUUCAAGGGUAUUUUUGUUCACAGAUAUAGAGAUGCAAUUGCUGAGAUAAGAGCAAUUUGCAUAGAGGAAAUUGGUGUUUGGAUGAAAAUGUACAGUGAUGCUUUCCUUAAUGACAGCUAUCUGAAAUAUGUUGGUUGGACAUUGCAUGAUCGUCAAGGUGAAGUCCGGCUGAAGUGCUUGAAAGCUCUGCAAAACUUGUACACAAACAGAGAACUCUUUCCAAAGUUGGAGCUGUUUACUAACAGAUUUAAGGAUAGAAUUGUUUCCAUGACUCUUGAUAAAGAGUAUGAUGUGGCUGUAGAAGCUAUACGAUUGGUUACAUUAAUUUUACAAGGCAGUGAAGAUGCUCUGUCAAAUGAAGAUUGUGAAAAUGUUUACCAUUUGGUUUACUCGGCUCAUAGACCUGUUGCAGUAGCAGCUGGAGAAUUUUUGCAUAGAAAGCUGUUUAGUAGGCAUGACCCGCAAGCAGAGGAGGCCUUAGCCAAAAGAAGAGGGAGAAAUAGCCCCAAUGGCAAUCUUAUUCGAAUGCUUGUUCUGUUCUUCUUGGAAAGUGAGCUUCAUGAGCAUGCAGCCUAUUUAGUUGACAGUUUAUGGGAGAGCUCACAGGAGCUGUUGAAAGAUUGGGAAUGUAUGACUGAGCUGCUCCUGGAAGAGCCUGUGCAAGGAGAAGAAGUAUUAUCAGAUCGACAAGAGAGUGCUCUUAUAGAGCUAAUGGUGUGUACAAUCCGGCAAGCUGCUGAAGCUCAUCCUCCAGUUGGUAGAGGAACCGGAAAACGUGUGCUGACUGCUAAAGAAAGGAAAAUGCAAAUAGAUGACAAAAAUAAGAUAACUGAACACUUCAUCAUGGCACUUCCAAUGCUUCUCUCUAAGUAUCAAGCAGAUUCUGAGAAGGUGGCAAACCUGUUACAAAUUCCACAGUAUUUUGACUUAGAAAUAUAUAGUGCAGGGAGAAUGGAAAAGCACCUUGAUGCCUUGUUAAAACAAAUUAAAUUUGUGGUGGAAAAGCACACUGAAACAGAGGUACUUGAAGCUUGUAGCAAAACCUACAGUAUUCUGUGCAGCGAGGAGUACACCAUCAUGAACAGAGUGGAUGUGGCCCGCAGUCAGCUUAUUGAUGAAAUGGUGGAUCGAUUCAAUCACUCUGUAGAAGAUUUGCUGCAAGAGGGUGAAGAAGCUGAUGAUGAUGACAUUUAUAAUGUUCUCUCCACUUUGAAACGACUAACAGCUUUUCAUAAUGCACAUGAUCUAACCAGAUGGGAUUUAUUUGGCAACUGUUACAGGCUUUUGAAGAGUGGUAUUGAACAAGGAUCAAUGCCUGAGCAGAUUGCAGUGCAGGCUCUGCAAUGUUCUCAUUAUUCUAUUCUUUGGCAUUUAGUCAAAAUUACAGAAAGUUCUCCGUCUAAGGAAGAUUUACUUGCACUAAGAAAGGUUGUGAAAUCUUUUCUUGCUGUUUGUCAGCAGUGUCUAUCAAAUGUGAACACUCCAGUUAAAGAACAGGCAUUUAUGCUGCUAUGUGAUCUUUUAAUGAUCUUCAGCCACCAAUUAACAACAGGAAGCCGAGAAGGACUCCAACCACUCAUCUUUAAUCCAGAUAGUCAACUUCAGAAUGAACUUCUUAGUUUUGUUUUGGAUCAUGUUUUCAUAGAUCAGGAUGAGGAAAACCAAAGCAUGGAAGGGGAUGAAGAAGAUGAGGCUAAUAAAAUUGAAGCCUUACAUAAGCGGAGAAACCUCCUAGCAGCCUUCAGCAAACUUAUUAUUUAUGACAUUGUUGAUAUGCAUGCAGCUGCUGAUAUCUUCAAACACUAUAUGAAGUACUAUAAUGACUAUGGUGAUAUCAUUAAGGAAACACUAAGCAAAACCAGGCAAACUGAUAAAAUACAGUGUGCAAAAACUCUUAUUCUCAGCUUACAACAGCUUUUUAAUGAGCUAAUUCAGGAGCAAGGUCCCAAUUUGGACAGGACCUCAUCUCAUGUCAGUGGAAUUAAAGAGUUGGCUCGCAGAUUUGCUCUUACCUUUGGUUUGGAUCAAAUCAAAACCAGAGAAGCUGUUGCAACAUUGCACAAGGACGGUAUCGAAUUUGCAUUUAAAUAUCAGAAUCCAAAAGGACCAGAAUAUCCUCCUCUAAACCUUGCAUUCCUGGAAGUUCUUAGUGAGUUUUCCUCUAAACUACUUCGCCAAGACAAAAAGACAGUUCACUCAUACCUGGAGAAGUUCAUGACAGAACAAAUGAUGGAGCGACGAGAAGAUGUGUGGCUACCCCUCAUCUCUUACCGAAACUCCUUGCUUACUGGUGGAGAUGAAGACAGAUUAUCUGUUACCAGUGGAAGUGGCAGCAACAAAACAUCUUCAGUACGAAGUAAAAAAGGGAGACCUCCACUUCAUAAAAAACGAAUAGAAGAAGAAAGUGUUGAAGGAUCGUGGCUCAUGAGAAAUGAUAGUAUACAGACGCCAGGUGCUUUACAAACACCACAGCUUACAUCCACGGUACUACGAGAAAACCCAAGACAAGCGGCUGAGCACAUGCCCCCAGAUCAAGGCUCUGAACCCAGCUCUGAAGCAGAUUAUGUACACAAUCAACAGAUGCAAAUGUCCUGGUUAGGACAGCAAAAGCUGGAUGAAGUAAGUCGGAAAGACAGAACAAAUAUGAAUUACCUUAAAGCCAGAGCUGGUGUAAGGCAGACUGUUCGAGGACUAAUGGAAGAUGAUGCAGAACCAAUCUUUGAAGAUGUAAUGAUGUCUUCACGUGGACAGUUGGAAGACAUGAAUGAAGAAUUUGAGGAUACCAUGGUCAUUGAUCUUCCGCCCUCCAGGAACAGACGUGAACGAGCAGAAUUAAGACCUGAUUUCUUUGAUUCUGCAGCUAUUAUAGAAGAUGAUUCGGGUUUUGGGAUGCCUAUGUUCUGAAAAUUGGAUAAAGAACAUUUCCAGACAAAAACUGAAAUGCUUUUGGAGCAAGGGGCCUUUAUACUGUGAUUGCUUGUUACAUAACAUUUAAAAUUAAUCCAGAUUUAUUUUGACUCAAAAAAGAAGAGAAGAAGAGGAAAAUAUAACUGUUAAGAAUCUUAUGUAAAAAAUAAGUAAAUAAAUAAAUAAAAAAUAAAUCAUAAUGGACUGUUCCCCUGGUAGCACAUUUGGUGAUGGUACUCACCCAAGACAGCACUAAGUGUUGUAAUGUGCAAUCCAUUCAACAACUGGUGCAAUUUGGAAUGUGGAAGACUGACAGAAGACAAAGCCACAGUGGGGUAAAAUUCUAAACAUUUGUGGGCAAAAAAUAACAUGCUCUAUAUGUAAAGAGGAAAAGAAACCUCCCGUGACGUCUCAGCAUAGUAUUUUUUUUUUUUUUUUUUUUUAACUGAUGUUUUAAAUUUCAUGCCUAUAGUGUUAAAUAGCAACAGCUCAAGUACUAGACUAGAAGCAAGAUGUGUUUUUGAGUCACACUGGAUUUGGUUAACAUUGUGGUACACUUUACUCUGGAGAUAAAAUGAUUCUUCUUGUUUUCCAUCUUUUUACAUAUGUAAAUGUUUGAUAACUGUUUCUGGCAAUAAUGUCAGAUUGUUGUAUCAAUAUGUGGUCAUAUGACCUGCUAAAGAGUCCUUUAAUUUGUAUUUUACAACAUUUUUAUACACGGUGAGAGAUUGUGUGUGUAUGUGUAUGUGUGUAUGGAUUUCACUAUAUAUAUACACACACACACACACACACUAAAUUUGUGUUAGUUGUGUCUCUCCCUUUCCAGUGUUACUGCUUUUAUUUAGCUGUACACACUGGGUUUACAACUAUGCCAGUAUUCAAUGACGUGAUUGAAGUGUUGAGGCAAUAGAUGAUCAAGUCAUGGAAUAACUUUUAAUUAAAAAAAUCGUGCUGAAUAAAGGGAUUGGUUUUAUUGCCUCUUGGUCAUCCCCACUCUCAGAAUAUUUUAAAUUUUCUUAGCGGGAGUGUGACACAAAUACUUACUUAAUUGUGGAGUUGACCAAACCACUUUAAAUGUCCAUCCCAUCAAAAAUCACUUUGUACCUUUUGUGCAGAAUGUCAAGGCUGAAAACCAGCAGGCAGGCUAGCUAUCCACAAAAGUUGGAUUAUUUUAAAACAAUGUUAAAAUAUCUUUAAAAAUUCAUUUUGCAGGAAAAAAUAAAUAAAAUAAAAAAACAAGCAUUUUUACAUGUACAGGCAAAACUAGCUCUUAAAAUAUUUUCCAAAACAAAUCACACAUACCAUGAUACCCAGGUUUUUAAAAGAAAAAUUAAAAAAGAUA